Messenger RNA from Phytophthora infestans T30-4, 831 nucleotides. RefSeq lists its product as uncharacterized. Lineage: Eukaryota; Oomycota; Peronosporomycetes; Peronosporales; Peronosporaceae. The record is from RefSeq and is a predicted model, not a curated record. The transcript is spliced from 2 exons. The coding region runs from base 1 to 831 and encodes 276 amino acids.
AUGGUCUCGCUACGACGGGAGGUCAAGUUUGCGGUCAUUGUGGCCUCGCAGCUGCUGCUCUUCGGGCUGUUCUUGCUGUACGCACCUUUCCAGGAAGGCGGACUAUUCAGUGACGGAAUGCCGUCCUCCAAUUCGCUUCGUCGCUGUAUCUCCAGUGCGCAUCGUGACACCCGCUACGUCAAGCCAGGAAUGUGUGUGACUGCGGAUCAACGGCUGCAUGCGCUGGAAGAUCUUGUAUACGCUCUUAAGGUUAUGUUAGAGAACGCCAACGUGGUCUACUGGAUCGAUAGCAGCACCCUAUUGGGGGUCUACAGAGCUCGACAGCUCGUACCGUGGGACUACAACGCCGAUAUGGGGAUCACCAUGGCUGGGCUGGAGUAUCUACGUACCACGAAUAAGGAGAAGCUAGAGGUACCGGAUGGAUAUGAGCUCACCGUGUUUAAUAACUCACUGUACGAGGCUGGGGACACGUCUACGGCUGUGCCUGUGAGGUUUGUGGACACCAAGUUCGGUCUUUACGCCAAUGUUCUUGCGUUUAAGGAGUUUGAAGGUCUGUUUAAGGACAAUGUGAGGCCCGCGACUGCCCCAGAGGAUGAGGAGGAGGUCGUAGGCAAUGGAGUUGUUGUCGAGAAGCUUAUGGGACCGGAUCCAUCCGAGAUCUGGCAGCGUUGCAUGCACUGUCCGGUGCACUUUAGAGUGCCAAGAGAUUGGAUUUUCCCAUUGAGAAUGUGCAAGCUGGAGCUGUUUGAAGUCAUGUGUCCGGCUCAAAUGGCCCCAUACCUGAUGUUCAUCUUUGGGAAUCGAUUUCUGACUCCGGAACUUUGGGAGUAG